Pomacea canaliculata is the source of this 1847-nucleotide messenger RNA. Its product is annotated as MAM and LDL-receptor class A domain-containing protein 2-like. NCBI's taxonomy places the organism in Eukaryota, Metazoa, Mollusca, Gastropoda, Architaenioglossa, Ampullariidae. Gene Ontology annotation, cellular component: membrane. The record is from RefSeq and is a predicted model, not a curated record. The transcript has 9 exons. The coding region runs from base 177 to 1448 and encodes 423 amino acids.
UGUAAGGUGUGUGAGUGUUUGUCGACAGAUUGCUCUCCUUGUAGCCCGAACCUCUCUUGACUGACACCAGUAGUGAAUGUAUUUAUUCUGUCAUUAGUUCCUACUUCAAGACUUUUCGUGUGUCAUUGAAAAAGAGCUUUUGAUAAGACAACUCAAAGCAAAGUUGAAAAUACAAGAUGGCGACAUGUGAUCACGUGGCAUGGCGUCGAUGGCUGUACUUGGAAUAUUUGAUUGUGGGCAUCGUGGGAUCUUUGUCACAAAGACCCUGCACAAAUAAUAGUGGCUUCAUCGAAACCAGUAGUUACUUUCUGGGAAACGACAUUGAAACUUACCCUGUACAAUACGGAGACUGCUCCUUCGGUCAAUCUCUGUGUAACUACACUCAGUUCUGUACAGACUAUGAUGCAGAGGACUGGCGACAAAUCGGAGAUCACGCUGAGUGUCCGGGGAAGACUGGAAGGUAUAACUCCUUCUCAGUCCUGGUGUCGCCGCUGCUCCAUAUCAGUCACGUGACCUGCCUUACGUUUGAGUACACACAAGAAAUACCAGGAACACUGAGUGUUUACCUGGCAACACGCAUUCUUUUAUUUAGUGUCAUGACUGAGGAGGUUAACGAGAUACCAGAUUUCAUCUCGCAUAAGAUUGAGUUAUCAAAUACCACUGGUAAGCUUGCAUUUCGAGCUCGCAGUGCCGAUACUAACAACAAAGUUCAGCUCCGGGGUGUCAAACUACAGCCAGGAUCAUGCACUGGGCCUGCAUGUUCGUUUGGGCUCGGAGAAAAUACUCCUUCAACUUGUGGCUGGACUCUUGACAACUGGGACAUAACCUUUCAACUUAUGUCUGAAAACGUCAGAGGUGCAACGAGUAAUGGAUAUUUUGCUUACGUCAUCUACCCGACUAUCAAAGCCACGAUGACCACUACCCUGGCUCAGUCAACAGGUUCGCAGACAGGAUGUCUGGAGUUUUUCUUCAUUACCUGUGGCCGUGAGUGUAGACUACUUGUGUCAAUUCAAAGUUUGGACGGAAAUCGCAGAGCGGUCUGGGUAGUGUCUUCAAAUACAUCAACUGUCGACUGUUUACAAACAUGGCAACAGGCAGCAGUGCCUCUGUCUUCCUCAGCUGCAUUUACAGUGAUGUUUGAAAAUGUACCAACGGACAAAAGCUCGGGGGUGGUUGCUGUGGACUCUGUUCGAUACACGACACAGCCGUCACCAUCAGCAUGUCCACUUGCCCCACAGCACGCUCUGCCACGUGACGAUGACGUCAUAUGGUCGUUGCCGUUGAGCUCUACACAAAGACUGUCAGGAGACAUCAGUACGGUGACAGAGUCAGCGGUAGAUAACCCACGAACGACCGUUACAUUUCGUCAGUCAGGGUUGUCUAGUUUAGUGGAUGUUACUGCAGUUCUCCGGUCACAAAGUGGAUUCAGCAGCAGUGCCAGUAAGUAAUAAAAUACGUCUCCCUGUCUGUUCCUCUGUUUGCUUUUUAUGUAUAGAAAUGGUUAUUUUUAAAAAGAGUUACUAGACUUUAUCUUAAUAAUUAAGGAACAAGGAGGAUAGAAUGUUUUUUAAAAAGAGAACCUGAAGAAUUUCAAGUAGCUUGUGUCACAUUUUCCUCAUUAUAGUUCUAUUUUCAAACAGAAGAUAGACAACACGAGCAGAAAAUUACUUAAAUAUGUAAAAUACUUACAUCAUUGCUAUAAAUAUAUUUCAUAGUUAUAUAUAUAUUGUGGGUGUGUAAAAAUGAUCAAUUGUUAAUCAAAAUCACAACAGCCCAUGUCCCGAAGCAGCACCGCAUAGCAUAAAGAAUUACAUCAAAAAUAAUUUGAAAGGAUCAUGAUCUCAUGA